This is a messenger RNA of Fonsecaea multimorphosa CBS 102226, 1059 nucleotides long. RefSeq lists its product as uncharacterized. Gene Ontology annotation, molecular function: hydrolase activity. The coding region runs from base 1 to 1059 and encodes 352 amino acids. The record is from RefSeq and is a predicted model, not a curated record. Lineage: Eukaryota; Fungi; Ascomycota; Eurotiomycetes; Chaetothyriales; Herpotrichiellaceae. The transcript has 2 exons.
AUGCGUACCUUCAACCGCCUAUCCCCCAUCAUUCUCUUCCUGCUGGCGGCCCAAAAAGCUCUCGUCUCGGGUCUGACAAACUUCGACGACUGGGCUCACCAGCGCGUGGCCCUCGAAAACGUCUCCAUCCACCUUCGCUACGCAGGUUCUGGCCCCCCGAUCCUCUUACUGCACGGGAGCCCGCAAUUCAGCUUGACAUGGCGCAUCAUCGGACCCAUCCUCGCAGACAACAACUACACCGUCAUCGCCCUUGACAACCGCGGCACCGGAGAUUCGUCGAUCUCUCCAGACGGGAAUUACACUGCCAUGGCUUCCGCCGCGGAUACCAAGGCUGUUCUCGAUUUCUUGAACAUCACUUCUGCCUACGUCGUGGGGCAUGACUUCGGCUCCGGCAUAGCGACCGCCCUCGCCGCCAGCUACCCAUCCCUGGUAAAGAGGCUCGUGGUCACGGAAUUCGUCCCUCCGGGCUUCGGAUUCGAAACCGCGCGGACACCAGCGCCAUACUGGGAUCUCUACGCGAACUGGCAACUGGCGUUCUUCUCGAUCCCGGACGCCGCCGAAUUCUUCAUCUCGGGCAAAGAGAAACAAAUGCUCGAGUGGUUUUUCUUCCACGGCAGCUAUUCCGGGGUGACGAGUUUCUCCGAAGACAUUGUCAACAGAUACACCAGUUCGAUCUCCAAGCCAGGAUUUCUGAGGGCCAUGCUUGCCUCGUACGACGUUCGGGGACUUGCGGCCGUGGCCAACUUUUUCAAAGGCACGGUCGGCAUCAAUCCUCUACAGAUGCCGACACUGGCUAUGGGAGGGGAAGCCAGUCUAGGCCCUUUUGCUGGGCAGCUGUGGGAGAACAUCACAGCUGAUCUCGAGACAGAUAUCAUUCCCAAGGCAGGGCAUUGGAUAGCGGAUGAGAACCCGGCGUGGGUUGCAACUCGUGUCCACCAGUUUCUCGAGCAGGAGCAGAAUCCCCCGCCUUCUAUCGAUCUCUCUGAUCUGGCGGACAAAGUGACCCUCACAGUUGGGUAUUUCGGAACCUUGGGCAACGUCGCUCUAGCAAACUCGUGA